GUACACGGAGAAUGUAUACGGAGGGACGAUGGACGAUGGUCGACGCUUUUUUUUUUAAUGGGAGGGGAGGAAGGAUAAGUGGAAGGAAUGAGGAGGAGGGGAGGGGAGGGGAGGAACGGAACGGGAUCAGGCACAGAGGGGUAUUUGUAGGAAUUCCGGUAUCUCUAUGGGUUUGGCUUGUGAGUGGUGGGUUGGUGGUGGCCAGCCAGUGGUCUGCCUCCUCCUCGUUCAGUUCCGGCGGGCAAGAGAUUGCGAGACGUCUGCGUUGCGUGCUCUGCUCUGCUCGACCGAACCUAAAGCAGGGCUGAGCUGGAUUGGAUACGCCGCCUCCUUCACGUUCACCACCAGAUUCACACGUGAAAGUGUCAAAGUGCGAAAGUGGGAGAGCGAGUGCCUAGACAACGACCGAGCGAGCAGAAAAAAAAGGCCUGGCCGGCCUGCAGUCUCUCUGGUGAGUACCAUAACAUAGAUAUAAGACGGCCUGUCCGACGUAGGGUAUGCCUAGUAUUCUAGCUGGUAACCAAGCAAGUGCUUAAGAAGUAUUUGUAGGUACAUAUGCCCAGUGUUGUAACAGCCCCAUCG
Molecule: messenger RNA, 582 nt
Organism: Tricharina praecox
Lineage: Eukaryota; Fungi; Ascomycota; Pezizomycetes; Pezizales; Pyronemataceae
Exons: 1
Coding region: 167-469 (100 amino acids)
Source: RefSeq, a predicted model, not a curated record